GUCUCGACUCGAAGAAUCUCUCGUCAUCUUCUAACCGGAUGGAUGCAACGAGAUCUUAAACGGGGAGUUCUGUUCCGUUCUUUUCCGUCGAGGACCGGUUUUUUCUACUCCGCAUAUUUCUGGAGCCACUGCAAGGCAUUUGCGAUCGAUAAUUCAGACUGAUUUGAAUCUGGACAAUUUAGCUUCCGUUUCGCCCCAAUUUUCAAUCCGCGAUUUCUAGAAUGAGGGCCUUAUGUUGCAAGUUAAUGUAGGAAGGAUAGAGAUUCAAUUUUGAAGAAAAUAGUGUUCGAACUCGGUAGUUGGAAGAGAAACAUCCAUAGUCGUCUUCCGAGAUCUGUUCUUGGCUUAGUGCAGUGUUGCUUGGGAAUUUGAUUCUUCUGUGAGAGUUUGCUAGGGUGAGGAAUGGGUCCGGAUUCGAGGAAUAGGAUUGUGAAUGCCUUCCGUGCUACGAAAGCUCUUGGGAUCUCUGAAGAAAAAGUGAAGCCUGUAUUGAAACGUCUUCUGAAGAUUUAUAACAAAAACUGGGAUCUCAUCGAAGAGGAGAAUUACAGAUCCCUUCUUGAUGCAAUUUUUGAAUAUGAGGAAGCCGAGGCAGCAAAGCGCGGGAAAUCUUCUCUCAGUGUUGUACAUGAGGGUAAUUUAGAGGAAGAAGAGGUUUUGAAUGAGGAGCCCGAAAGACCCUUGAAACGAUCUCGUUUGAGACAGCAAGAUGGUCAACCGCCAACACCCAGUAAUGUUGGGACUUCGCAGACACGGCAUGAUGGUGUUGGUGGGGAUGAACUUCUUGGACUGCCGCAGUCAUCUAAUGGGCAGAUUGAUUCUAGAAACAAGGGGAAACAGCCUGUUUCUACCACCCCACAGCCAUCUAAUGGUCAUCGUGUAUUGAUGAAGCCCAUCGAGAACGUGCAGAAAGAAACUCCGGUUUCAGGCACCAAUGCAGUUGGUGCAGGAGCGUCUGGUUCCAACAUCGUGACGAAAAGCGCCGGUGACGAAGCGUAUGGCAGCAGCCUGGAGAUCGCUUCGCUGACUGGCGCAGAUGGGAAAGUGGUUCUGAACAUCCACACGGCUUUCGGAAUACCCAACUUCCAGAUGCCCAGCCUGGGGGCAGUGAUGAAGGCCAUGGACGAGAAAUGCAGAGAAAGGUACAAAGAUGCGGACGCCCAAUUCUCAGUGAUGAAGGUGAUGGAGGACGUCUGCCGCUGCUUCUUGGAGCCACGCCGUGCCGAUGAAUCCUCAGUCGCUUCCGAAGCUGGAGGAGAAUAAAAAAAAGGUUGGUAUUAACUAACUGAUUAAAAAACAAUUUGAUCAUAUGAUUUUUUUUUGUUUUAAAUUAGACUGUGGUGCUGAAGUAUAUUGGCUAAAAUAUACUUGUAACAAUUUGGUCUUUGAUGUUGUACUGUAUCUUUGUAACCUGUUCCAUUUUUUUUUACUCAGUUGUACUGUAUUAUUCACUUUAGACUAUUUUCAAGUCUCUAAUAAAAAGGGAUGCCAUUG
Messenger RNA from Cuscuta campestris, 1494 nucleotides. NCBI's taxonomy places the organism in Eukaryota, Viridiplantae, Streptophyta, Magnoliopsida, Solanales, Convolvulaceae. The record is from the annotation of a GenBank genome assembly.